AUGGCUAUUCAAAAGAAGCAUGGCAAGGGUCGUCUUGACAAGUGGUAUAAGCUCGCCAAGGAGAAAGGCUAUCGUGCAAGAGCUGCCUUCAAGCUGAUUCAGCUGAACAAGAAAUAUGGAUUUUUGGAGAAAAGCAAGGUCCUGUUGGAUCUUUGCGCUGCUCCGGGUUCGUGGUGCCAAGUCGCUGCCGAAGUGAUGCCUGUGAAUAGUCUAAUCGUAGGCGUCGAUCUGGCGCCAAUUAAACCAAUCCCCAGGGUCAUCACCUUCCAGAGCGACAUCACCACCGAGAAGUGCCGCGCUACAAUUAGACAGCAUUUGAAAACAUGGAAAGCCGAUACGGUCUUACACGACGGUGCACCGAAUGUCGGUACGGCCUGGGCUCAGGACUCUUUCAACCAGGCUGAGCUCGCGCUGCAAUCAAUGAAACUGGCGACCGAAUUUCUUAUCGAAGGGGGCACAUUUGUGACCAAAGUUUUUCGUUCAAAGGACUAUAACCCGUUGCUGUGGGUAUUGAACCAGCUUUUCUCAAAAGUGGAGGCCACAAAGCCGCCGUCGUCUCGGAAUGUGUCUGCAGAGAUCUUUGUCGUAUGCAGAGGUUUCAAAGCACCUAAACGCCUCGAUCCUCGAUUUCUUGACCCACGCUACGUCUUUGCCGAAAUUACUGGUGCAUCGCAGAAUAAUGAAGCAAAAGUGUACAACCCUGAGGUCAAGAAACGAAAGCGAGAUGGUUAUGAUGAAGGUGACUAUUUACAGUAUAAAGAGGUGCUAGCAAGCGAAUUCAUCCAGUCAAUGGACCCUAUUGCAAUUCUCGGUUCCAGCAACAAACUCACUUUCGAGCAGCCAAUAAAUGGCGACAUGGCUUUGGCUGCAUUAGACAAACUUCCCGAAACUACCGACGAAAUUCGAAGCUGCUGUCGCGAUCUCAAAGUUUUGGGCCGCAAAGACUUUAAGCUCCUUCUGAAGUGGCGACUCAAGGUUAGGGAAAUAUUCGGGUUCACGACCAAAAAGGAUAAGGCAAUAGUCAGUGAAGAAGUGGCGGAAGUUGAGCCCAUGGACGAAGAGCUUCGAAUACAGGAAGAGUUGCAAAACAUGAAAAACAAGGAAGCGGCGAAGAGGAAAAGGGAAAAACGGAGGGAAAACGAAAAAAAACAACGCGAGGUCAUUCGCAUGCAGUUAAAUAUGGUUGCGCCAAUGGACAUUGGUAUGGAGGAAUCCGGACCGAUUGGGGAAGGGGCCAUGUUCUCGAUGAAAGCCGUGGCCAAGCCGGAUGCUCUGCAGCGGCUUUCUAGAGGCAAAAUGGUAGCAGUACCGAACCAAGCUCCCAUCAUCCAUGAAAAUCGUGCAGAAGACUUGAAUAUUGAUGAUGGACAAAGCGACGAAGAAGAGGAUCGUUUGGAACGGGAGCUUGACUCAAUGUACGCAGACUACCGUGAGCGGAAGGCUGAGGCGGAUGCGAAGUACCGAGCUAAGAAAGCCAAAGAAGAGCAUGAUGAUGACGAAUGGGAGGGUCUCUCUGCUGAUGAAAAAGCUGAGCAAUCUGAUUCAAGUGGUCUGGAAGAGGAGGACUCCUCUGAUGAAGACGGCGAACAUCCUACGAAGAGUCUUUUGACCGAUCUUGAUGACAGCGCUCCUCCGACCAACGGUUUAUCUAAAAGGGCAGCCGCCUUCUUCAGCCAAGAUAUCUUCCAGGCUAUCACUGGGAACUCCGUGGAUUAUGAAAGCAUUGAGAUGAACCCCACCGGGGAAGUCAAAGAUACUGUCAACGACGCAGAGUCUUCGAAAAAGUCACGGAACGAGCCCAAUAACAGCAACGAGAAGAAGAGGAGGGAAGGGGGUGAUCAGAAGCUAGUGAAUUUGGGUGAAAACGAGAAAACCGGUUCCAAAGAUGACUUUGAGAUCGUCAGGCAUGCCGAUGAAGAUGAUUGGGAAGAAGAGAAGCGGCUUCCAGACGGCAAACUCGAUAUCGACAUCAUUACCGCCGAAGCAAUGACCCUUGCCCAUCAACUCGCCACGGGCCAGAAGACCAGUCAUGACAUGGUUGACGAUGGUUUCAACCGGCAUGCUUUCCGCGACAAAGAUGGUUUACCAGAGUGGUUCAUUGACGAUGAAACCAAACAUGAUAAGCCUCAUAAACCUAUCACCAAGGCUGCGGCAAAUGCAAUAAAAGAGAAGCUUAGGGCGUUCAACGCUCGACCUAUCAAGAAGGUUCGAGAAGCCAAGGCACGGAAGAAGCUCAAGGCCGCCCAGAAGCUGGAAAAACUAAAGAAGAAGUCAGACAUGCUCGCAAAUGACGAAGGCAUGACCGAGAAAGAAAAGGCUACUAGCAUAGCGAGGCUUUUAAGCAAUGCUGCUCGAAAGAAGCCUUCACAACCCGCAAAGCUCGUGGUGGCACGUGGAUUGAAUAGAGGAGUGCAAGGCAGACCUAAGGGUGUCAAAGGGCGUUACCGCAUGGUGGAUCCAAGAAUGAAGAAGGAGUUGAGAGCUCAAAAGAGGAGUGCACAGAAAAAGAAGAGGUGA
This is a messenger RNA of Ustilaginoidea virens, 2517 nucleotides long. RefSeq lists its product as uncharacterized. The transcript has 3 exons. The coding region runs from base 1 to 2517 and encodes 838 amino acids. The record is from RefSeq and is a predicted model, not a curated record. Gene Ontology annotation, cellular component: preribosome, large subunit precursor; nucleus; nucleolus. Lineage: Eukaryota; Fungi; Ascomycota; Sordariomycetes; Hypocreales; Clavicipitaceae. Gene Ontology annotation, biological process: maturation of LSU-rRNA from tricistronic rRNA transcript (SSU-rRNA, 5.8S rRNA, LSU-rRNA); maturation of 5.8S rRNA from tricistronic rRNA transcript (SSU-rRNA, 5.8S rRNA, LSU-rRNA); rRNA methylation. Gene Ontology annotation, molecular function: rRNA (guanine) methyltransferase activity; rRNA (uridine-2'-O-ribose)-methyltransferase activity.